Molecule: messenger RNA, 2138 nt
Organism: Halichondria panicea
Lineage: Eukaryota; Metazoa; Porifera; Demospongiae; Suberitida; Halichondriidae
Product: probable serine/threonine-protein kinase DDB_G0278535
Exons: 13
Coding region: 172-2016 (614 amino acids)
Molecular function (GO): protein binding
Source: RefSeq, a predicted model, not a curated record
UCUGCUGACUUCUUGCUGACUGCUGACCUUUCUCACUACAAUACUACUGUACUGUACUACCGUACAUUUUAGCUGAGCAGUCACUGCAGUGUAGCAUCCUAUGCAGGCUCCAUUUGUUGCACUAUUGACUGAAGAUCUACAAGUUUGACAAGCCAGGCCAAGCAGUGAAUCAUGGGAGGCAUUAUCAGUCAACAAGAGCAAGAGCCCAGCCACCACCCACCAGAAGAGAUUGAGGGCUGGCUUCUUAUUGGACCUGGGAUAGAGGAGAGCUGUGAGGUGUUUGUGUCAGAGGAUAUUCACACAGGUCCUUCAAGAGAGCCAUGCUCUGCAGACAGGCCAAUACACAAGUGUCCCAGUGAUCCAGAGUUGCCAAGAUCCAGAUUUCUCUUUGAUCCCGGUCCCCUUCCUAGCAUUAUCGAGGAGUCAUUAUCAUGUGACCCAGGUCCCUCCAGUCCUCAGCACACCCGAAGCUCCAGUGCAGACUCUGGGCCCCUCUUACAAGAUACCUCCCCUCUGUCCAGCCUCGAGUCUCGGCCUAGGGACAAGUCCCGAACAGCCAGUGUGGAGUCUAGGACCGCUAGGACUGCCAGUGUUGAGUCUAGGACCACUAGGACUGCCAGUGUGGAGUCUAGAGAGAUUAUGUCACUGGCAUUUCCUGAGGUAGCGGACAGCGUGGGGAGUGGCCGCUCACUGAACCUGCGCUGUGAUCUGGACUCAUUUAGACAUCCCAGUAAUUCCAACAGCGACUGUGGAUCUGGGAGAUUACCAUCAGAAGGGUUUCAACUCGACUACAUCUCAACCAGUACGUUGCAAGACAGUCCAGUUGAGAGCAUUCUGAUGGAGACACGGAGGACGUUCAGAGAUGAUGGUUUCCUGGCAGCUGUGAGAUUCUUGCAGGGACACAUCGACCAAGAUCCAGACAGGGAGGUCAGCAGGUCGCUGCUACAUGAGGCGUGUGCACAGGGCACUGAUGUGUUCACAUUCAACAUUGUUCUAAUGAAUGUCGACAAGAACAUGGUCAAUCACAGGAAUGAGAGACUAGAUGAUCGCACACCGCUGGCCGUGGCUUGUACCUACCUCCCACUGACUAUCAAUGAGAGGACUCGCUGGCUUGAGGAACAACAGAAAACCAAGAUCACUAAACUGCUCAGUCUCAGCUCAGACUGCACUCUGCCUGAUAAGGAUGGCAACACUCCACUGCACCUGGCCACCUUGCACAACAAUGCAGACUGUGUUAAACUCAUUCUCAAGAAUACCCCAACCUGCCGGGACAUUGCCAACAACCUGGGCAACACCUCACUGCACAUAGCCUGUAGAGAAGGACGCCUUAGUGUCAUCUCUGUACUACUGGAGCAUCAAGCCAAUGCAAGACUGCUCAACAGAACAAAGAAGCAGCGUUGUCCACUACACCAAGCCAUAGUGAAGGGACACACUAAAGUAGUGGAGGUGCUGGUGAACUAUGACCCUGGAGUGGUGGACUGUACUGAUGGGAAACGAAUGCAGCCGCUGCAUCUUGCCCUGAAACAUCGCUCUGCUGCCAUGGCUGUUAGCUUGUUGAGUCAGCAACACUGUCCAGUCACCUGGCCUGACGCUGAUGGACGUACCCCCCUCCACUAUGCGUGUGAGUGGGGGGAGAGUGAACUGGUGGGCUGGUUGCUCAAGACUGACUCAUCUCACUCCUACAUAAACACUCAAGACAACCACGGAGACUCCGCCCUACACUUAGCUUAUCGGCAUGGUAACUGUGAUAUAGUCACCCUACUCAAGUCAAAGAAUGCAUCCAAGAAAAUCACAAACAAAGCUGGUGAGACUGCCAAGGAGGCUGGGGUAAAUGCUGGUCAUCCCCCACAUCCCAAGAAGGGCAUCAGAGGAUUGUUCAAUAGUAGAAGAAGAGAUCAUUUUCCAAGGAUGUCCUCGACAGACUCUCUGCUAACGAGUACUAGCUCCGCCCACUCUCUGCUGACGAGUACUAGCUCCGCCCAUACCAUCCCCCCAGCUGGUGGAGAGCCUCUAUAAUGGACUAUCACAGUACUGUUCAUUUCACUCAAUUUUGUUCACUUUUUGUGUCUCUAGCACUUUUUAUGUCAGCCAUGUAAUUUACAAUAAUUAUUCCAGAUAAUAACAUUACAUGUAUUAUG